AAAUGAUUCUUUAAGUCAACUUUCAUUAUGAAAUAGAACAAAAAGAAAAACUUGUGUCCAUAUCCGGCAAAAGUGGAGGUGAGAUCUUUGUGGCACUCCAAAAACUUCUGAAAGACAUCAGAAAGGAGAAAAUAAUCUACUUAGACAAUUCCUUUUAGAAAAUAUUUGCUAUUUCAAUUUAAAAAGUUGAACUUAUCAAACUUCCUUCAAAAGAAAAAGAGGAUGAUUUAGAAAGUUUCAUAGAUCUUGUUUUUCAUAUUUCUUGUUAGAAAGGAAUUAAUACUAUAGCAUUUCAUUUAACAAACUAAGAAAUAUAAAAUAGCACUGUAGGAAUCUGUAAGAGUGAAGACAUUCUUAAAUAAUUAAAUAAGCUCUAUUCUCAAAAGGAUCAUCCUUAAUAAGAAAAGCCAGAAAAGAAAACUAAUUGUUUUUUAAUAAGUUCAAAUACAAUUCAUUAGUAGAUCAAUGAUAUUUUAUACGGUCGAAAAGAGAGUUUAGAUCAAGAAGAUCACCAAAUUUUCAGUCUGAUCAUUCAAAAACAAAACUCAAAUAGUUUUUCUUCAUGUUUCCUAUCUAAUUAAAAUUUAAUAAGAGUACUAUCCAAUUGUAAGAUAAUUAUUUAAUAAAAUUUUUAGUCUAAAUUACGAAAGCACAACUUUAUGAAUCUAAUCUAGAAUGGAGUGAUGAUAAUAAUAAAAAAGAAAAUCUUUAAGGAAAAGAGGCUGAUUAGCCAAAACUAUUGACGGCUGCAAACGUAAAUGUGGAAAAAUCUACUGAGAUGCAAAAUAAAGUUAGAUAUGAAACCAUUUUAAAUUUAAAUCAUAAUAUAGUAUCAAAACGUCAUUUACUGUUUGUAUUUAAUGAGAAAGUCAUCGCAUAUUAGUUUCCUUUGAAAUUUAAACAGAUUGAUAAAAAUAAUCAAAUCAAAUGAAAAAUAUUGUAAAUUUAUCAAAUUUUAUUUUACAAUUUAG
Molecule: messenger RNA, 971 nt
Organism: Paramecium sonneborni
Lineage: Eukaryota; Ciliophora; Oligohymenophorea; Peniculida; Parameciidae
Source: the annotation of a GenBank genome assembly